GAGGCAUCAGCCGUUUGGUCAUGUGACGAAACGAAAUGUCAACAUCACUGUGUGCUGCACUAUGAAACCAACAAAUUACAACUAAAACGGCGUUUCCCUUCACGUACGGAUGUGAAAAUGCUUUAGUUCUCUCCUAGGAAAGUGUAACUUUAUGUUAACCCUCCAUUUCGUGGCUGUCACCGCGCAGGAUGGCUGUAUCUCCCGAUGGCCAGUCCUCCCUGGUACAGAGUCUGGCCAAACUCCUCCGAAAUGAUGGCGACUUGGUGCUGGAUGGCAGCAGCACGCUGACGUUGCCGGCAGCCAGCUUGCAGCAGCUCACCCGGCUGUUUGAGCAGUACCUGCUGUCCAGGAGCCAGCAGCACGGGUUCCUCGCACUGCCGUCCCACCCUGCCGACACCGCGUCACUGCUGCAGCUGCAGUUCCUGUUCGACGUCCUGCAGAAGACCAUCUCCCUCAAGCUCAUCAACCCUCCAGGGACGAGACUUCAGUCUGUGGUGAAAAUCUUCCCCUUCAAGUCGUUGAAGUAUUUGGAGCUGAAGCGAAUCCCUCCACACUGUCUGGAGGGACUGCGAGGGGUUUACUCUCAGCUGGAGGUCUUCACAUGUUCGAAGAGCCUCAGCUCCCUGGAGGAGCUGCUUUCUCUGUGUGGAGGCGACCUGAGCUCUGCGCUGCCUUGGCUGGAGCUGCACACUCUGAACUUCAGCUACAACUCCAUUGUCUGCCUUGACCAGUCACUAAGUUUACUCAACGUCCUGAAGUCUUUAGAUUUAAGCCAUAACAAGAUUCAGGAUUGUGCUGAAUUCCUAAAGCCCUUGAGUGACCUGGAGCACUUGAACCUGGGCUACAACUGCCUGCAGAGGGCGCCAACGCUGGGCCUGAGCGCCAGAGCCAAACUGCUCACACUGAACCUCAGGAAUAAUGAGCUGGAGACUAUCAACGGUGUUGAGCAGUUGUCUUCACUCCAGCACUUAGACCUGGCCUACAACCUCCUGCUGGAGCACUCCCAGCUGGCUCCUCUCUCGCUGCUGCACUGCCUCAACACACUGAACCUGGAGGGCAACCCGCUGUUCUUCCAGAAGACUCACCGCAACUGCACCGUCCGACACCUGUCCCCGAAGGCUGCAAACCUUCGACUCAAGCUCGAUGGUAUCCCGCUGUCCUCAUCCGAGCUAUCCGUUUUGCCCAAAGCAGGCCAGCUCAUCGCCCAUAUACAGACCGCACCUCCAGCUGCAGCGCAGCCUGAACGCAGUAACCAGGAAGUGUCGAGCGGUGCAGGGGAGCUCAGCGACAGCAUGUCGGUGGCUGAAGUGGGAGUGUCGCACCUUCGGAAGAAGAAGUCCAGAAGUAAGGUGAAGGUGCGGAGAGCCAGCAUAUCCGAGCCGAGUGACACAGAUUACGAGCCCAGGCUGCGUUCUUCAGCUCAAGGCAUCGUUCUCCCCCACCAGCAGGAGAUCGAGCGCAUGUCCAGCUUCAGGGAUCAGCUGGGUGAGGAUUGGCUGAGGUACCAACAUCAUCUCGACGGAGCUUCCGCCUCUACCAACAACACAAACCAACCAACCACCCACCCUCAGCCCCUCCCCAACGGCCUCAACACCACCACACGUGCGUCCACCAGCCCCGGGCAUCAUGUUCCGGAGGUCCUUCCCCCGCUGCUGCUCUCGCCCGAGCCCAAGUCGGAGACGUCAAACGUGGAGGCAGAUCUGGAAACAGAGUCCACCCUGCAGUGGACCGCUCACAGCCCUCAGCACACAGAGUCCACUCUGGAGUGCAGCGUGGUGGACGGACCAGCGGUGGGCUCGCCUAAGCCGAGUCCGGAGUCUCAACGGUCGGCUCGAGGGGCGAGUGUGGACACCAAGGAAGAAGAAGAGGAGGAGGAUCUGGGAGUCGACCUGUGUCACCCCCUGCUUGUGGGCGUCCUAUCCGACAAAGAGGAAGAUGGAGAGGGUCCGGGCGGGAGGAGCAGCAGGAGGGAGGUGUUCCUGCGCGUCACACAGCACCUGGUGCUGGAGGUGGACAUGCAGCGCGGACGCGAGAGGUGCCGCCUGGAGCUCGGCAGCCUGGCCCGGGUGGAGACCACAGAGGCCGCCUGGACCCGAGGGGAGACAGAAGAGAUGCUUCCAGCUGCAGAGCUUCAGUUCGACUACAUCAACAGGGAGAAACGGAGGAAGUGCUACGUCCUGCUGGAUGAUGACCCACAGCAGGCACUGCAGGCCCUGACUGACGUGCUGUCCCAUGUGGCGGAGGAAAACCAGCGUCGCGACUCCGAGCUCCGCCCCAGCUGCGUUCGCCUGCAGUGCCUCCGCUGCAGGUCAGAGUUCACUCGUAAGGCGGAGAGCAGCGAGGAGGAGGCGACGAGGAGGAGAGGGGCUGCGAUGCUGCCAGAAGGUGUGAAGGAGCAGGGUGACGAGGAGCCGACGGAGGGUGACGAUGAUGGCAAAGGGAACUGUAAUAUUUGUCCAGAGUGUGGCAGCGAUCAUGUGGUUCAGCUGGCUGUCCAAUCGCCUCCCUACUGCAGCACACCCAUCCGUGGCUCAUCGAGACCCGACAGUGAGGACGAUCACCUCGACAUCAAGGACGAUCACACAGAUGCGAGCAUCAGCAGCAGUCCCGUCCUCCGAGCUGCCACCACCACCACCACCACCACAGAGGACCCCACCUUCAUCACCGCCCAGGGAAGCUCCUUCUUCAUCGAGGCCGGUCAGGGCGAUAUCUCCGGCAUCUCCUACAGCACAGACUGCCAGAGUAAAGAGGAUCUGGCUGGGAGCUACCACUACACCGCUGAGAGCGCUACGCCACCUGACGUCCACACACACCCUGCAGGAAGAUCCACCCCGAAUGAUGAUUUGGACCUACUGUCUGAGGACUACGAGGCGGUGGACCAUCGGCUGCAGCUCUUCCUGGAUGUGGAGGUGUUCGAGGAGGAAGAGGAGCUUCACUCUUUCCUCAAGAUGUCAGCUGUCAAAUUCGGGGAGCCCGGGGAGAUUCCCUCUCUGUUGGUGGUGUCAAACCAGAGAAUCUAUUUCUUGGAAAUGACAUCAGAAACUCACAGAGGCCAGCUGUCCGAUUGGCUGCAGAAGCGGGACAGCCACCCAAUCAUGGAGCUCAGCUACCUGGAGGUGGGGCUUGGCUCUCAGAGCAUCCACAUGGAGUUUGGGGACGGGGGCCCGGCCUACACUCUACUCGUACGGGACAGCUUACGUUGCAAGCGCUUUUUUGGCCUGUUGACAGGAAUUGUGCGCGAGAUGGCCCACAAAUCGGACAGCAAGCUGAAGUCCAUCUCCACCACGAGACUCGACCCUCAGCACCACCUCUGGCCUCUGGUGUGUGAAGACAUCCAGGCUGACGUGGAGGACGGACAGCUGCAGUUUUUCUACAUUCUGGCGUUUGUUCUGCGAGAGGAUAUCUGGACGCCCCUGACAGCCCUGGCGACCCGGGAGACCCUGUACCUGCUCAGAGAGGAUCACCAGUGGAGGAAAAGCUCCAACAGCCUGACGGUGAAUGAAAACAAAGAGCCGAGCAGUGGCAGCGUCACCGUUUUGGAAACGCUGCCCAUCAGCUGCGUGAGCUCCGUCCACCUGUGGCCUUCAGAUGAGUGCAGGAUGGAUAUCAAGCUUUACGAUGAGACGGUGAAACAGGAGAAGACGUGGUGUGUGCGCUCGGAGAGCACCGAGCUCCUCCAGGGUCUGCUGGCCUGGGUCAGAGCGCAGUGGGAGGCCAUGUUCGGAGUGAAACUGCACACAAGCCUGCAAGACAAAGCGGCGUGAUGGCGGGGGAGGGCAUGAAGACGGAGAAAAGACUUCCAAGUUUCUGUGUGUGUGUGUGUGUGUGUUUUUGCGAGCAUGAAUCUGUGUGUUGGUACUGGGAGAUGUUUGUCUUUAUUUUCUCUCCACGCAGUCUGCACUCAGUCUGCUCCCAUUACGCUUGUUGCUUUCUUCGUCUCCUAAGCCAAGAGCUUGGAAAUGAUUGCACUCAUUCAUGUGGCACACAAGCCUGUAAAAAAGCACCGGUUGCAUAAUGUUUCCCUCCAGAUACCAACUCUUCUGCAGCUGAAAUGGAGUGUGCCUUGUUCCUUUUUUCAGCUGCCAUGUUUUCCUGUUGAAAUCCUCCGACCUUAAUGGAUCUCGUGUGUUCGUCAAUGGCAGAGCUGAUACGGAGCAGAUUUUGGGGGGGGGGGGAACCGAGAGAGCGUAAAGAGUCGGAGUCCUUCCUCGCCGCGUCAGGGUGCACUGAGUUGUGACAUCACGCGCUCAGCCACGAGGCCGGAGGUGCUCCUGAAAGCCCCCAAGGGCUCGAGACGCUGUCAUCAGGGGUCACCUCACACCUUCCCGCCCCCCAAUUAGGGUCUCAUGAUGCAUCAUGUGAGCAGAAAAAGGAUACCAGAAGUGCAAAACUGCAGAAAUCCUGUGAACUCCUAAAAGAUGAACAGUAGCGGCUCUUUUUUUUUUUUUUUUCCCUGUUUCCGUAACGCGGUCGUGCUUUUUUGUUUACGUUCCGACGGAGAACAGUCAGAACUGGAUAAGCGCUGCGGAUUCACGUUCCUGAAUAUCUCAACAUCUGUUUAUUUAGUUCAUGAAUGGGUCGUCAAAUGGAAUCCAGAACAUCUGCAGCUGUGUGCGUCACGUCUGUAGACGUCUGUAUGUGUAAAGAUUUAGAUUAAUCCGUGUAAAGUAAUUUAUUUCUUUUGUUAGUGUUUUUUCAAUGUGGGUUAACGCAAAAUGUCUUUUAUUUUUAUAUCAAACAAAUCUGAUGUGUGACGUGUAUAACUGAAGAUAAACGUGAGGUGUUUAUUUCUG
Acanthopagrus latus (yellowfin seabream) is the source of this 4793-nucleotide messenger RNA. Its product is annotated as serine/threonine kinase 11 interacting protein. Lineage: Eukaryota; Metazoa; Chordata; Actinopteri; Spariformes; Sparidae. Gene Ontology annotation, cellular component: cytoplasm. The record is from RefSeq and is a predicted model, not a curated record. The transcript has 26 exons. Gene Ontology annotation, molecular function: protein binding. Bases 189 to 3764 code for a protein of 1191 amino acids. Gene Ontology annotation, biological process: intracellular protein localization.